AUGACUUCCCACGUGCGGCUGGUCCAACGGCUUCAGACUUCUAGCAUCCCUACGUUGCCUAGCAUCCUGUGUCUCUUGACAUCAUCGAUACUGCUUCUCUCCGAUACAUCAGAGGGAGACACAGAAAGGCACAAUCACUUAUACUCCUGUACAAAAGGAGUCUUUUCCUUGAUCGUCGCUGCAGGUGAACAGUCGCUAGAGUUCGUGCAGGCCGGUAUAUUGGUAUCUCUGUAUGGACAUCUCCGUGGUUUCUCCAAUAGUGCCUACUUGACCAUCGGAUCCACGCUGAGAGUUGCUCAUCUGCUUGGAUUGGGCCGGAUUCAACGAGACGAUACCGUUAAGUUGGAGAGGGUCUUCAUUUGGUUGGGUGCUGAGGUGGUAGAUAGAUAUAUUAAAGCUGAUUUCGCUUCGUCAGGGGACGUUGAGGUUGAAUAUUUGGAUACUGCUGACUUGCUGCAGGCUCACCUCGAAUGGCGCAGUCAGACCUCCAGGAAGGAUCUGGGUAUCGAUGGCCAGGAUACUUUGACAAAUAACCUAUAUAACGCAUUCUACCACGAAGCAGAGGCUGCGAGCAGACUUCAUCAAGUAUCGUCUUUCGUUAAACACAACCAUGGAAAGGAACUUGUAUGCUACGAGCGCGCUGUGGAACUUGAUCGCGAUAUCACAGCCUUGUUUCUGGGGAUAAAAAGUCAGGAGAAAGUUAAUCUCGAGACUAAAUGUGCCGGAGGCCUCACAACAUGCCUCAGCCUCGGCGCCUGCCAAAGUCCAUUCGUCGAUAUAUCGAUUGCCAAUCUGCAACAGAUGAUCGAGUAUGCAGCAUCCUUGUCAAAAGCGGUAUGCGAGGCUGGUUCACAGGACGCGCUAAACGCGACCUCCCGGCCUCCCAGCUUCAUAAUUAUGCUCUUCAAUGCUGAACUUGCCCGCAAAUUCCUUGUCCAAUCGGGGCAUAUCAACCAAUCGAACUUCAGCCAGGAUGUGUUUCUACAGCCACUUAAGAAGUUGAAUUACAGAUCAGGUCUUGCUAGUAAGCACUUUCAAGGGAUUAGGCCUUGA
Aspergillus terreus NIH2624 is the source of this 1053-nucleotide messenger RNA. RefSeq names its product fungal specific transcription factor domain-containing protein. Bases 1 to 1053 code for a protein of 350 amino acids. NCBI's taxonomy places the organism in Eukaryota, Fungi, Ascomycota, Eurotiomycetes, Eurotiales, Aspergillaceae. The transcript is spliced from 3 exons. The record is from RefSeq and is a predicted model, not a curated record.